Molecule: messenger RNA, 2814 nt
Organism: Bipolaris zeicola 26-R-13
Lineage: Eukaryota; Fungi; Ascomycota; Dothideomycetes; Pleosporales; Pleosporaceae
Exons: 3
Coding region: 1-2814 (937 amino acids)
Molecular function (GO): glutamine synthetase activity; hydrolase activity
Source: RefSeq, a predicted model, not a curated record
AUGAGCCAAACCACAUCCCCAGCUCGGCCCACAGUUGAUCAUCUGCGGCAUGUCGUCAACAACUAUCCAAUCAUCGACAAUCACGCGCACAAUCUUAUCCUACCUCAACAUACAGACACAAUACCGUUCGAAACCAUUACUACAGAAGCUCAAGGUAGAGCUUUGAGAGACACGUUCAAGUCGCUUUCUCAUCUACGAGCAGCUAAGCAACUACGCCUACUGUACGAGUGUGGAGAGGAUGCGGAUUGGGAAGAGAUUCUCGAACAGAGAGUGGAAUGGCUUCGAAGCAACUCGGAACGUUUGCACCAACGAUGCUUUGAAAAUGUACACGCAUUGCUCAUUGAUGAUGGCCUUGCUUUGCCAGACAAAGUCUUCCCUUACAAUUACCACGAUCGAUAUACCAAGGCACCUACCAAACGCAUCGUGCGCAUCGAAACUGUUGCUGAGCGGCUGAUGGAAAGUCUUGUGCAGGAUGCAUCGGAAGACGACUUGGCGAAAAGCAAAUUUCUGCCACAGAUCUGGACCGACUUUACCGACGAUUUUGAGAGAAUAAUUCAAGAGGCCGUAGAUGACGAAAAUGUUGCUGGUUUCAAGUCUGUUGUUUGCUACCGGACGGGGCUGGAUAUUGAGCCUGAAUACGAUGAAGCUGCAAAAGCAGUGGGCCACCCUUUCGAGCGCUACGUGAAGACCUGCAUUCGUAAACGCAACUUUCGAAUGGAGAAGAAGCCUCUGAAUGACUAUCUAGUGCUGCGAACACUCGAGAUACUUUCUGAGAGGUUACCGCAUCCCGAUUCGCUUGCGAAACCAUUCCAGCUGCACACCGGCCUAGGCGACAACGAUAUCAACUUGCUUGAGUCAAACCCUGCCUUUCUUCAGCCGCUGAUAGAAAAUUACCCACAAGUACCCUUUGUUAUUCUUCACUCGGCAUAUCCAUAUACACGCGAAGCGGGCUACCUUGCAACUGUUUACCGACAUGUGUACCUGGAUAUUGGCGAAGUCUUCCCCAUGGUCAGCAGAGAUGGUCAGAGAGCGGUCCUCCGUCAAGCCUUGGAGCUGGUUCCCGGUAGCAAGCUCCUCUACUCUAGUGACGGUCAUUGGUUCCCAGAGACUUUCUGGCUUGCUAAUGUGCAGUUCCGUGAAGUAUGGCUCGAGAUACUCCUCGAAUACAUCCAGAGAGGUGAUCUUACUCCUCACCAAGCCAUUGGUAUGACGAAAGACAUCAUGUUCAACAACUCUAAUGUCCUCUAUGACCUGCAUUAUCAAGCAGUGUUUGAUGAGAAUAUACAGUUAUCGCCGAAGCAGUUGACGUAUAACACAAAGUCCAAUGCACCAAUCUCUCCAUAUCAAUCACCAACUGCAACACCAGGACCCAACAUACCUGCAUUCGAUCAGACUGCUGCUCCUCAGCGCGCCAGCGAGUCGGCUUCUCCUUACAUGCCACCAAACUUUCCUCCGCCACCAAAAGUACCGCAAGUAUACGACAUCGAACUGUUUAAAAGCUUCAUGGAUAACAAUCCAAAUGUCAAGUUUAUCUAUGUACAAUGGCUUGACUACACAGCCACGGUUCGGAGCCGUGUAGUCCCCAUUAGAGAAUUCACACGGAUAGUAGAUGAAGGCAAACGUAUAGGUAUCUCGCGAGGCACUACUGGCAUUUUACAAAAUGACGGCCCAACUUCCGUCAUGAACACUACAGGUCAGAUUUAUGUUGAGCCUGACCUACGUUCGCUUUGCCGGACACACAACAAGGACCCUCUUCCAGCCGCUACGGUGUUUAGUUACUGGCGCUCAGAGAACGGCUCCGCUCUUCCAGAAGAUCCACGUAACAAUCUGGAGAUACUUAUCAACGACCUACAAUACAACUACUCAGCCACUCUACUCAUAGGGUUUGAGAUUGAAGUCACAUUCCUCCGUAGGAGCGCACCGUCGUCAUCCACCAAUGCCUCACAAGCAGAGCCAUCACCACUAACAAAGACACAUGCUUGGAGUACCAUGUCGCCCGAACAGUGGACUCAACUGCCAUUCCUAGGUGAGAUUGUACUCGCGCUCGAAGACAUGGGCAUCGAGCUCCAACAAUUCCAUGCCGAGUCCGCCCCAGGCCAAUAUGAGUUUGUCCUGCCGCCGCAACCACCGCUCCUGGCCAUCGACACCCUGAUACAAGCACGACAGGCGAUUGCACAAAUAGCCAGUCUGCACGACUUGCGAGCAACGCUGCACCCACACCCAUUCGAAGGCAUAGGCACCGCAGCCCACGCGCACGUUAGUUUGCACCCCCCAGAUCGCGACAUGCAGUUCUUCGUGGGAGGAAUAUUGAGACAUCUACCCGCCAUCUGUGCAUUCACCAUGCCACAAGAAGAUAGUUACGCAAGAGUGAAGGAUAACUCUUGGUCCGGAGGAUCCUGGGUAGCAUGGGGUACCCAGAACCGCGAAACCCCUCUCCGCCGCGUUGAGUCGGGCCACUGGGAAAUCCGCGCACUAGACGGUACCGCAAAUAUUUACUUUGCGCUCUCCGCACUGCUGGCUGCGGGUAUCCUUGGUCUCGCGGCCAACGAGCCCGCUUCUGCGUUCCCCGAACGCGACAUCUCUGUCAAUCCAGCCAAACUAGAUGAUGAAGAUCGCGCGGAACUAGGUGUGACGCAGAUGCUGCCCAAGAGUCUGGGCGAGGCAAUGGAUGCGUUGCAUAGGGAUGCGGCGUUGCAUGAGGCGUUGGCGCCGGGGUUGGUAAAGGAUUAUUUGGCUAUCAAGGAUGGGGAGAGGCGCAUGUUGGGGUCCAUGUCGGAGUAUGAGCGCAGGAUGUUUUUGAUUGAUAGGUACUAG